This is a messenger RNA of Aspergillus eucalypticola CBS 122712, 1578 nucleotides long. RefSeq names its product SWIRM domain-containing protein. NCBI's taxonomy places the organism in Eukaryota, Fungi, Ascomycota, Eurotiomycetes, Eurotiales, Aspergillaceae. The transcript has 2 exons. Gene Ontology annotation, molecular function: protein binding; chromatin binding; transcription coactivator activity. Gene Ontology annotation, cellular component: SAGA-type complex; nucleus. Bases 140 to 1321 code for a protein of 393 amino acids. Gene Ontology annotation, biological process: regulation of transcription by RNA polymerase II; chromatin remodeling. The record is from RefSeq and is a predicted model, not a curated record.
UGUUCCAUUGACUUCCAUAUCACCAUCUCAUCAGCGUACAAACAUUUCGCGUUGUAUUUAUUCUCAGCUAGUCGUCCCAUCACACAUUCUGCUCACUUUCCCAUUGUGAAGCAAUCAAACCAUCAGAUUGUUUCAGGCGAUGACCUCAUUCACUGCUGCUUCUUUGACCAGUCGUGGUAAUAAGGUCAAUAUGAGUCGUCUGCCGUCUGUUUCGAGUUUAAUGUCCCCCCCAGAGACUAAGCCCCUCGAGAGCUUCAGUCCCACCACAAUCUCACCGUAUACAAUGGCUCAGGAUCCGCCGUAUAACCAUGAAGUGAGGCUUCCUCCCAUGCCGAGUGAUCACAAGCGAACACAGUCGGAAAUGAACUUGCCAUCGCCGCCAGUCACUCCCUAUACUGGGAAUAAGAAACGGCGAUCGAAUGGACCAGAACCGAUUGAUAAGGAUGCCGUCGUCGGUUCCUCCAGGGACCCUGUUCUCUUUCCCCGCCACGAAGGCCUUACUGAUAUUGCCACUGAUGAGCCGUUGUUUGGGUCCAUGCUCCCCCCAUCUGCGGAAGCGUUGGUUGACCAGCAUAUAAAUUCUCACAUGGCGAGAUUUGAAAAUAAACUUAACAAGCCGACGCGUGACGAAUAUCUUCUAGCUCUUUCAUGCGUGCCGAUUGUAUCUGCCCAAUUUAACCGGAACCCAGCAGCAUGGGCUAGGGAAGAGCGGGAGACCUUAGAACGCCAGCUUUUGAUGAUGAAUCGGUGUCGUCCACGUGCUAUGGAUGCGAAGCUGAAGAAGAUCGCUCCGGCUCCUGCAAAAAGGGCAGUUGCUGCCCAGCCUCGUCUGCAACGGACACCAAGGGUAAAGCGGACGCCAAAGUCCACACCGAAGCAAAGGAUCCUCGAUACAUUUGACUCACCCCCGUCGAGUGCCAAGCCGCCUCGCGCCAUAGGCACAAACCGGGAUGAUACAGAUUACAAUUCCAUCAAGGACUAUUGCCCCUCAAUAGAGACCCUUGGAGGCAACGCAAAGGCACUAAAGGCAGAUUGGAAAGGCCAAGUGUUAGAUCUUAGCCAUGAUCCGGAUCGGCAUUUGCUGAGCUCUGCAGAGCUCAACCUUGCUGCCACUUUAAGGCUUUCAUGUGCGACCUACCUAUGCAGCAAGCGUCGCAUUUUCGAAGCCCGCGUGAAGGCUUUGAAUGUUGGUAAGGAAUUUCGAAAGACCGAUGCUCAGCAGGCUUGCAAGAUUGAUGUCAAUAAAGCAAGCAAGCUCUGGACGGCGUAUGAGCGGGUUGGUUGGUUCGAUCCCGAACAUUUUCGACAGUAUCGAAGAUAAUAUGCUUGGAACUGUUGAACCCUGUGGAUCCCGAUGACCUGCCUUCCCCAUUGAUAUACUGGUAAUGAUGCGUCAGAGACGUGGUCGCAUGCCUGUACCAUCAUUAGUCCAAUUGCAUUUCUCAACUCACAACUUUCGCGCCCGUCAAUUAGCCAUCGGAUAUUGGUACGGUACUUACAUUUGUCACUGAGCAUAGCUGGAUUCUCUGCAACAAGUGGCAAGGCUGCAUACGGUGUUAUAUUGCUCUUUCUUUUCCC